AUGGACAAUGGAAUGUUCUCUAGCUUUAUCAUGAUCAAAAACCUCCUUCUCUUUUGUAUUUCCAUGAACUUAGCCAGUCACUUUGGCUUUUCACAAAUGCCAACCAGCUCUGUAAAAGCUGAGACCGAUGACAACAUCACGAUAUUCACCAGGAUUCUGGAUGGGCUGCUGGAUGGUUACGACAACAGACUGAGGCCCGGGCUCGGAGAGCGUAUCACGCAGGUGAGAACGGACAUCUACGUCACCAGCUUCGGCCCCGUGUCCGACACGGAGAUGGAAUACACCAUCGACGUGUUUUUCCGACAAAGCUGGAAAGACGAAAGGCUUCGAUUUAAAGGGCCCAUGCAGCGCCUUCCUCUCAACAAUCUCCUCGCCAGCAAAAUCUGGACUCCAGAUACAUUCUUCCACAACGGGAAGAAGUCCAUCGCCCACAACAUGACCACGCCCAACAAGCUGCUGCGUCUGGAGGACGACGGCACGCUGCUCUACACCAUGCGCUUGACCAUCUCUGCAGAGUGCCCAAUGCAACUUGAAGACUUUCCAAUGGAUGCCCAUGCCUGCCCUCUGAAAUUUGGCAGCUACGCAUAUCCUAAUUCUGAAGUUGUCUAUGUCUGGACCAACGGCACCGCCAAGUCAGUGGUGGUGGCAGAAGAUGGCUCCAGGCUGAACCAGUACCACCUCAUGGGGCAGACCGUGGGCACGGAGAACAUCAGCACCAGCACAGGUGAAUACACAAUCAUGACAGCUCAUUUCCAUCUGAAGAGGAAGAUUGGCUACUUUGUCAUCCAGACCUACCUCCCCUGCAUCAUGACCGUGAUCUUGUCACAAGUGUCCUUUUGGCUGAACCGAGAAUCAGUUCCCGCCAGGACAGUGUUUGGGGUGACCACGGUGCUGACCAUGACGACCCUCAGCAUCAGCGCCCGGAACUCGCUGCCCAAAGUGGCCUACGCAACAGCCAUGGACUGGUUCAUAGCCGUGUGUUACGCUUUUGUGUUCUCUGCGCUGAUCGAGUUUGCCACCGUCAACUAUUUCACAAAGAGAGGCUGGGCCUGGGAUGGGAAAAAAGCCUUGGAAGCAGCCAAGAUCAAGAAAAAGGAGCGAGAGCUUACAAUAAAUAAGUCAACUAAUGCUUAUACUACUGGGAAGAUGACCCACCCCCCAAACAUCCCAAAGGAGCAGACCCCCGCAGGGACCACAAAUGCCUCUUCAGCCUCAGCAAAACCUGAAGAUAAGACUUCUGAAAACAAAAAGACUUACAACAGCAUCAGCAAGAUUGACAAAAUGUCCCGAAUUAUAUUCCCACUUCUGUUUGGCACUUUCAACCUAGUCUACUGGGCAACAUAUUUGAAUAGGGAGCCAGUGAUUAAAGGGGCUACCUCUCCAAAAUGA
Messenger RNA from Budorcas taxicolor (takin), 1389 nucleotides. It is a transcript of the gene GABRA5, whose product is annotated as gamma-aminobutyric acid type A receptor subunit alpha5. Gene Ontology annotation, cellular component: GABA-A receptor complex; postsynapse; dendrite membrane. The record is from RefSeq and is a predicted model, not a curated record. Gene Ontology annotation, biological process: nervous system process; synaptic transmission, GABAergic; gamma-aminobutyric acid signaling pathway. The transcript is spliced from 9 exons. NCBI's taxonomy places the organism in Eukaryota, Metazoa, Chordata, Mammalia, Artiodactyla, Bovidae. Gene Ontology annotation, molecular function: GABA-A receptor activity; benzodiazepine receptor activity; GABA-gated chloride ion channel activity. The coding region runs from base 1 to 1389 and encodes 462 amino acids.